GAAAUAUCUUCAUUUCCCGCGAUUCAAAGUCGAUCGAUUCAAACUCUUCUCUUAAACAUUAAAAAUAUCAUCAUCACUAGUCACUUAUUCAUAUAUCAAAAUGAUAAACAAGAUGAUACAUCUUCAGCGAAAUACUACUUUGCACUUGCCUCAAUCCCAUACAGAGACUCGAAAACUUCUUGUUGA
Dentiscutata erythropus is the source of this 186-nucleotide messenger RNA. The record is from the annotation of a GenBank genome assembly. Lineage: Eukaryota; Fungi; Glomeromycota; Glomeromycetes; Diversisporales; Gigasporaceae.